This is a messenger RNA of Phytophthora sojae, 876 nucleotides long. RefSeq lists its product as hypothetical. The coding region runs from base 1 to 876 and encodes 291 amino acids. The record is from RefSeq and is a predicted model, not a curated record. The transcript is spliced from 9 exons. NCBI's taxonomy places the organism in Eukaryota, Oomycota, Peronosporomycetes, Peronosporales, Peronosporaceae.
AUGAUGGAGGAAAGCGCCAUGGGCGACUUCGCCAACCGACUGAAGCAGGAGUUCGAGGAUCGAGACUCGAAUGCCAGCGACGGAGACGAGUGCCAAGACUGGUUUGUGAAUGACUCGCCCAAGCACGAUUCGGUGGCCCCCAUGGACGAGGAGCCAUCUCCCAAGCGCGACGGCUCGAGGGGAGCAACAGUCCCUCCUGUAGCUGCAAGAACGACUCGCUCUGAACAUGACAACUGCGACAACGUCACUGGCCCGAUGGCCUUCUUGCACCACACACCUCCAACGUUCUCGAUUCUCGUCAUGGAACUAGCCACUGGUGUCGAGGUUCCUCGCUACGGGACCAGGUUCUUCCGGAUCUACAUCCCGCAGGUUCACGACAGUCAGACGGACUUUUGUCUGUUCGCUCGGAAGCGACUCAACAAGAACAAGUUCCGAUUUAGCUUGGACGAGAGCUUCACAACUAGCUGGGCGGACUCGUGCUACGGAGGGAAAGUGCUGAUGACUCCAUCUGCAGACACGAAGCGAUUUCGACUGCUGGCCACGAAGGCGGCGGGGCGAGUCCAUUUCGACAUCAAGCAGGAGGCGAGGAAACAGGAGCUCAGCGUCCGCCUAAACUCCCCGGCUACAAGAUUCCACUUUUUCCGAGCUCGUUCAACGCCCGUGGACAGCAAGAGUGAGGUCUAUCGCUCCAACAUUCAGAAAUUCAUCAAUCCCAUGGCAGACGUCCGCUGCUCGAAGACCAACUAUACUCUCUUCAAGAUGGAGAAGGAGGGCGAAACUGGCAUGCAGAAGUACGUCAUCUCAUAUAUGCGCCCUUUCUCGCUCUUCCUCAGCUGCUGUAUCGCGGUCGGCGUUGAAGCACAUCUGCUAGAGUGA